Messenger RNA from Prorocentrum cordatum, 1129 nucleotides. Lineage: Eukaryota; Dinophyceae; Prorocentrales; Prorocentraceae. The record is from the annotation of a GenBank genome assembly.
CUUGGACACGGGCGCCCCGAGUGCUCCCGACAUGCGACAACACGAAUGAAGUCCGUGGCUCGACCGCAACGGCGCUGGCUGGGGCAAUUCCAGGCGGGAGUUCGCCGGCCCAGCGGGCCAAAAGCCGAAAGCAGCGUGGCAACGUCAUAGAUGACAAGUGCACUGGAUGAGAUGGAGGUGAGGAAGGCACUUGAUCCUCUCAAAAAGGACAGCAGAGGUAUGGGAAUGACCGAAGCGCUUGAACGCGCUUUGCUCUCAUUGCGCAGUGGACCCAAGGAGAUGUGGCGGUGGCGGCAGCGGAAGAGCAUGCUGAUGGUGGCGUUGCAAGCGCCAGUCGCGCUUGCGGCGACUCCUUUUGCACUGGCCAGGCAGCACCCUCAUUUCUUGCAACGGCCUGAUAGCCACGACCAGCUUGGAAAAUGUCCUGCCUGCCAUACUGACGAGAUGCAGAAGGAAUAAGCGAAUCGGGCUGCUGCGUGGCACUCACUCGCUCUUCUUCUCCCCCCGAGGCUUCCCGUCGGCAGGCGCCCCCGCGGCCAGGCCGUGCGCCAGCCUCGCCAGCCUGAGCAGCAAGUGCACGGCGUGCAGCAGGGCGCUCAGGACCAUCACGGUAGUCCAGAGCCACGGCGUGCCCGUGGUCUGGAUCCGCGUGUAGCCCACGGCGCCGAAGCACACGGACGCCGCCGUGUGCAGCCAGAAGUUGCCCAAGGGCCAGGCCCGCGCGACGACGGCCUUCUGCGCGGACAUGGCCCCCGGAGACAGCCAGCGGACGACGGGGAUGCUGUCGAGGUCCUCCGCCGACACCGUGAGCAGGCAGAACAGAGACGCUAUGGCCGCCUGCAGCAGGAACAGCGGCGUCCACAGCCGCUUCGGCCGGAGAGUGUCCAGCGCGCAGUCUAGGAGCAUGAGGAUGGCCUCCCAGCAGAAGAGCGCGCACCAGAUGCCCUGGAACACCAGGUCGAUCGUGGCCGGCGGCGUGGCCGGCGGUGCCCCCCCCUGCGGCGACGCUGCGGGCGGUGACGCGGCCGGCGGCUGCGCAGCCCGCGGCGGCGGCGUCGCAGCCCUGGAGGCCAUCCCGGCCGGCGGGCGCAGAGGCGUGCUCACCUCCGCGUGCGAGAACCACGAGCUU